Molecule: messenger RNA, 9040 nt
Organism: Cylas formicarius (sweet potato weevil)
Lineage: Eukaryota; Metazoa; Arthropoda; Insecta; Coleoptera; Brentidae
Product: protein O-mannosyl-transferase TMTC1-like
Exons: 15
Coding region: 690-2951 (753 amino acids)
Biological process (GO): protein O-linked glycosylation via mannose
Molecular function (GO): protein binding; mannosyltransferase activity
Source: RefSeq, a predicted model, not a curated record
UGUGGAAAAAGACGGAUUACCACAUUUGAAGAUUAUGAAAUGAAUGAACGAAUGAAGAAGUUGCUAUUCAGAUCAGCCAUUAUUAAUUGAAAUGUGUUCCAUCACUGCAAUCGGAAUAAGAUAUUCUAUUAAUCACAAAUAUAAUAUACAGGGUACUCCAUUCCAUUACAUUCCAAAAUUGAUAGUGUUUUGUAAUUAUUGUAGUUGUAGUCAGUCACGGCAACCUUUGAAAUUAUAUAAAAAAUUACUAUUUUUGCCGAUUUGUCAAAAACGAGUUGACUAAAAUAUAGAGUGUUACAUCAUUGCAAUCGGAAUAAGAUGUUCAAUUAAAUACAUAUUUAAUAUAGAGGGUGUUCUAUUUAAAAAAAUAUGUCAGAAAAUUGACUUUGCCACUUUGUUUUGUUUUUUGGCUUACGUUGAUAUCGCUAAAAAUAAACAAGUCGCAGCCAACUAAAAUUUUACCAAGAUAAAUUGCACGAUUUUGUCGUUGGAUUUAUUUGAAUUAUCGUGUAAAACAAUCGCUUUACAUACGGGGAGAAAGCCGAUGUGCAAAAAAAACUGCUCCUAUCGCUCACGAGUCUAAACGUUUGCUCGCAGACUACGGAAUCUCAGUUAACCCGUAAUCGACGGUCCGCGAUCGUCCCCGGUCGUACAAAAGAAAAAUCGUACGUCUUCCGGAUCCGGACGAAAUGAAGCGGAAACACGCACAACAUCAGUGCGGCGGAGGCGGCAGUAACGGUAAAAAAUCUCCGUCGACUUGGCCCAUUUACGGAUCGGUCGGAAUGUUGGCUGUCGCGUGUUAUCUGAACGGGAUAGGGGGCGACUUUGUUCAUGACGACAUUCCCGCGGUCACCCUUAACAAGGACGUGCUGGCGAUAAACCCGCUGCGGAAUGUGUUCGUGAAUGACUUUUGGGGAACUCCUAUGGCGGACGAGAACAGUCACAAAUCCUACAGGCCGCUGACCGUGCUUACGUUCAGGGCCAACUACUUGUGUUUCGGCCUUACGCCAGUGGCGUUUCAUCUGACGAACGUCGCACUGCAUUCGAUAGCGUCCGUUCUAUUCACGAAGGUCUGCCUCUGCGUGGGUGGAUUGAAACCCCAAUUUGCCACGUUGGCCGGACUACUGUUUAGCGUCCAUCCCGUGCACACCGAAGCGGUAACGGGAAUCGUUGGGCGCGCAGACGUGUUGGCAUGCGUGUUCUUUCUCCUAUCCAUCCUCGCCUACCAUGGGUACGCCACUGAUGGAAAACACCACGUUUGGCUGAGCGUGACCAUGGGCGGGCUCAGCAUGCUCGCCAAAGAGACGGGAGUCACGGUUCUACUACUGAACCUCGCCUACGACUUUUACCUCAAUUGGCCGUAUAUCAAAAGGACAAUAAGCGACGUAAGAUGGAAUCGUCAGACGUUGCGUUUCAGCAAGCGGGCGGCGAAAGUUUUCACAUCGACGGGCGUGUUACUGGCUCUGAGAUUGGCAAUUUUACAAGGUUCCUUGCCGAGAUUUAGCGAGCAAGACAACCCGGCCGCCUUCCACGCGUCGAUUUAUGUCAGAUUCCUGACGUUUUGCUAUUUGGCGGCUUUCAACUGGUGGCUGCUGCUAUGCCCAGCCACUCUCUCCCACGACUGGCAAAUGGGAUCCGUACCAUUGGUGACGUCCAUCAGCGAUACCAGAAAUCUAGCGACGUGCUUCUUUUUCGGUUUGCUCAUGCUGCUCGUCGUAAAGAGCGUAUGCGAUUUUGAGACUUUGAAGCAACCGACGCUAGUGCUGGGAGUACUGCUACUAAUUCUCCCGUUUUUGCCAGCGUCCAAUCUCCUCCUGACCGUAGGUUUCGUAGUUGCCGAAAGAGUAUUGUAUAUACCGAGCUUAGGUUGUAUCCUGCUGAUCGUGCACGGCAUCCAGAUAACCUGGAACGCGUCCAUUAAACACCGUCAAACUAUCGUGUGCUUUAUUACUUUGCUGCUAGUUAGCAGCUGUUUAAGGACGGUUAUCAGGAACAAAGACUGGAAAUCCAGGGAAUCCCUGUUAAGGGCCGGCCUGCAAACGAUACCUCACAACGCCAAAAUGCACUACAACUACGCCAAUUUUUUGAGGGACUCCUCCAGACACGAACUGGCGAAGUCACACUACUACAUGUCCCUCAAGUUGUGGCCGACGUAUGCGAGCGCACACAACAACCUAGGCACGAUUUUGAGAAAUCGAAAUGAGGCCGAGAAACACUUUCUGGCAGCUAUCAAAUAUUCCUCUAAUCACGUAAACGCGCAUUACAACUUGGGACAAUUGUACAGAAAAAAUAACAAAUCACUGGAAUCGGAAAAGAUGUUGAAAAGGUGCAUCGAUUUGGAACCGAAUUUCGCGCCGGCCUAUUUAGAACUGGCUCGGUUGCGGGGUCCGCACGACAGGACCGUAUCGACUUUAUUGAAGAAAGUGAUCACUCUCAACCCGACCAAUCCGUACUACCCUGCGAAAUUCGCGCAAUGGUUGUCGCACAAGGGAAAUUGCAAAGAGGCGCUUAAAUUUUACUGGCUCUCGCUGAGGAUGUCCGCCACUCAGAGGGACUCGUUGAUCGGCGUGCUCAGGAUACUCAGGAAAUUCGGUCAAAAAGCCAGACAUUUCCAGUUACUCACGCGCUGGCACCUUCUGCUGAGGAAAAAGGGCAACAGCCUGAGACCUGACUUUUAUCUGCAAGAGUGGCGUUUAAAAAGCGAGCUAAGUUUCAAAAUAAAAAUCUACUCUACGACGUUGCACAACAAAAACUCCUCCGAUUUCGAGCAGCAGCGACGAGAGAAAACCGACAAACCGAACAAGUGGAGCGCUUUAAAAAAUAAGACCGCUCACGGCGACAAGAGCUACAAAGGAAAAGACGCGAGAAAAGAUCGGAAACACUCGACAACCUCCGAUCACAAUACGGAAACAUUGGAGUUUUCGAAAUUCGCGUUGCUAACCUAUUGUUAGGUAUACCUUUUCUGUUAGAGUGUUUUGUUUUAUUUAGAGAAAGCAUGGUUGUUCACGCUAUAAUGGCAAAGAAUUAUGACAUGUGAUAAGUUGCCCCAGAAGUCGUAACAUAUAAAAAGGUUUUUUUUCUUUAUUGUAAUGUAGGGCUUUUGGACUCUACGAGAUCUGUAAAUUUGAUGAAGCCAAGUAAAAAUGUUGAUGAGCCGUUUAGCCUUGAGGUAGAAAAUCGAAUCCAAAAAUCUUCUCAUCCCCUAUUCAUUGAUUGAGAUGAUUGAGGUUGAAGGCCUUCUUCCGCUUCGUGGUUUAUCUUCAAUCUUUUGAAAAUGCCUUAAAACACCGAACAACCUGGGCAAAACACUAUCUCCGAUUCUGCUAUUCUGGAGCAAAAACUCAAUACAAUAGAAACAUAGAAAAAACACAAUAGAAAAAACGGUUUUGACUCCAGACUGAAGACGAAUCACAUGUGCCCCAUUUUCCUAACCCGGUGCCACCAGACAAAAUGCGAGUUACAUAUUUGAAUUUAGAGACUUCGUAUGAUCAAAUACAUUAUGUCAUAUGCCGGUUUGUACCAAGUACAAAGUGCUAUCUUCUUUAUUAUAAGAAAUAAUAAGUCGUUCAAAGUAGCUGAUCAAGAUGGCGAAUGCAGAAAAGUAAUUUAAUAUAAUAUUUCGAAUGUGUACUUUUAAUUCUCAACUCACGUGUGACCGUUUUUGAAACACCUGUACAUUUUUCGAUAUUUCAUCGGAGGCACGUAAAGCUGGGUAUUUCUACUACUUGCGCGAUUUUACAGGAUAUUCAAAAACGAUUUUUGCGUCGUUGACUGGCAUUGAUUUAUUAUCAUUUAUUUACUCAGUCAUUUUUUAGCUUCAUUUUCAUUCCUUUUUCUAGUACUUCUCGAUAUAAUUUUGCUAAUGUUUUCUAAGUGUCUUCUACCGCAAAACUUCCCACUCUAACGAACUAAACUUUAACAAUUCGCUAAAAUAGUAAUGCCACAGCAUCAUAAGGAAUUAAAAGAUAAAUCAGGGCCACCGAAAAGAUAUUUUUAGUAUAGGGUGGCUUUGUUGCAAUGGAGAUAAAAAAUUUGACACGCUGCUACACAUUCUCUUGAAUAUCCCAACACGUCUCGAAUAUUUGAAACAUUAUUUAAAACAAGGUUUUUGGCACUUUUGGGGCAUUUUGUAUUUAUGUAUAUGCAAAAAGUCCUUCUCUAAAGAACUGUAGAAUAUUCCUUGUCAUGUAGUAUGCAUAACCCUGUAUAUUUCUCAAAUAGGGUUCACUACCCACCACUAACCAAAAUUAAUGAUUAUAUUAUUAAAUGUUUUAUUGACAAUAGUUGCCUGUAAAUUUCGGUAAACUAGCCCUUUUUUAUCUAUCGAAAAAAUUAUUUUUAGUAAAGUUUCUACCGAGCGGUCCAUUUAUUAUGGGACGACAAUUUAUCUCACAACCUGGAAAAAUAUCAGUAAAACCUAAAGAAAAAAAUUUGAUCUGAUUUACUUGUAUAAAUAUAUUAUUACGUUGUUACGCAUACACCGUAUGUUCUUAUUUUCUUAGAAAAAUUGCAAAUUUGUUAUUUUCAAUAGAGCACCCUGUAUAUCUUGCCAUUUUUUUAUAGUGCUUUCGGGGUCUUUCCUGAAGGUGACUUAAAUAUUUUAGAAUGGGGAUUGGAGUUGAUAACGAAAUAAAGAAUCUAACAUUACAAAAUUCACUGAAAAAUUCAUUGAAAGUCAUUCAAAGAAUACAAUAAUUUUUAUCAAAAAAAUAUCCGGAUGGACAAAAACCUACAUGAAACAUUGUUAAGAAAAGAAACAUUAAAAAAAUAAACUUUUCUUUUAAUUUGUUUUAUUACUGUCAUUAUUAUAUUGUCCAUUAUUUAAUAUUAUUUUCAUAGAAUAGGAUUUUGUGGACUUCAGAUCAUUUCAGUUUGUAUGAAAAUAACAAUAAAAUAUAUAAAACUGGAAAACGAACCAAAACAACGACAUAAUAGGCAAUGUUACACAAAUUCGCCAUUUUUAAAUGGAUAAAAUUAUAUAAAGAAAUCAAAAAAAUAUUUUCUUUUUUCUAUUACAUUUUUAAUAUUAAUUUUUGGGCUGUACUUAUUUAAUAUACCUUUUGUUUAUAAUUGCUGAGUUGUUACUUACGAAAAUACAAACAUUCUGUAAUAACAACGUACCACAAGUAUAAGUGAGUUCAAACAACUUUUGCUCUCUAAGUCUUUUUGAUAUUUUUUAAAGGUUCUGAGAUAAUUUAAUUUUAACCAAGCCAGAAAACGAGGACGACAAACUUGUUAUACAGGGUGAUGAUAAUUGUUUGGAACCAAUGAACUAUACGUAGCGAGAAGUAAGCGAGCUGACAUAAUUUACUCUAUUAAUCAGUAUUAAUUUUCAAAUAGGCUUGUACAUACGUGCUCAAAACUUAUACUGUAUAUAAUGUGGAUAUAUAUAUAUAUAUAUAUAUAUAUAUAUAUAGUAUUCAAAUGUUACGGUGUGUUUGUUAUUCGGAGGCCAACAUUAGUUUAUACAAGUGCGCAAACGAAACGUCGCCCGAAUUAAGGCUAAAAUGUGAUGGUUCCUUUUAGAUUGGCGACUACUACACGCACCUUUAAGUAACUUAGAAAUUGCUAACGUGUAAGACGAGAUGAGUUUUUGGCCUGCAUUUUAAGUUAGCAAGUAAUAUUCGCCAAUGGAAACGAGCCUAUAUACGGUGAGACGCAACUUUAACGCUGAGCACCGACUUAUAUACAGGGUGACCCGUCUAAAACGUAACGGAAUGCAUAACUUUAGGAUUUUUUACCAUUUUCAAAUAACGAUUCGUUUGGUAUACAAUUUUCUGGAUGACAAAGUGAAUUACUUCACUUCAUCACGUCAAAUACAAAAGUUGUUAAAAAAAAUAUUUGCAAGAUAGUUUUUUAUAUAUACAAGACUCACCCGCAGAUAAAAGUUAUACAUUUUUUAUUGGAACGCCCUGUAUACGCUGCACAUUUCUUGUAUAAUAUAUCUUAUACACAAAUUAAAUAGCUUUUGAGAUACAUGCGCUUUUAAAAUAAAAGCAACAUUCAAAAAUAAAAUUUUCUAGAAGUUUUUAUUAAACCAAAUAACAGGGCCAGAGAACUACGUGUAAUUAACCCUCAAAACAAAAAACUUUUCAUGGAAUCUAUGAAAAAAAAAGUUUUCUAAUUCGUUCUGAAGAAAAUUUACAUAACCGUUACCGUUUAAAGUAAAGUCGAAGAAAUGAGGAACUUUUAUCCUGUUUUUUUAAAAAACAACACCACACACACGUUAACAAACGUUUCCAAAAUUAAUCGUCUUUAUUUUUUGCCAAGAAGAUAACCAAAGAGGGUUUGGACAAAAAACCUCGAAAACUCCCGUGGGGCCCCAAACCUUCUAGGAGGUGCUCCGCCCCGAAAGUGGGGCCACGAUGCUUCUAGGGUGUGCACGCUUCGGGUGCUCCUUUCCUUGUGGGGUCCGUUGUACGAAGUUCGGACAAACAUAAUCUCAAAAAACACACCUUUCUUUUUUUUUAGCUACCGAGGACCGAAACCGGGAUCCCUCCAUUUUUGAACGUCGACUUUACCACCGAGCUAAUGAGCAUAAAUUUUUAAUUUUCAAGGCUGUUUUUAUGUUAAAAGCGCAUAUAUCUUUAAAAUCAUUGGAUUUGAGUAUAGGAUAUAUUAUACAAGAAAUGUGCAGAAUUUUAAGGGGAUUUUAUUGAGCUUAAUACUGUAAAAAAUAUAUAACUUUUAUAUGUGGGUGAUUUUUAUAUUAAAAUAUAAAAUAAAACUUGUAUGAGUGAGUGACUAAAAAUAUUCUAGAGCACAAGAUAUGGCAAAUUAAAGACCCUUAAAUUUAAGAUCGCCAAACCGGAGUUCUGAUGGUCAAAUGUGAAACUUUGAGAAAUACUUGGACCCGUUUAGUUUAGCUAAAGUGGUUUCUAUAUUUCGAAUUGGAAAAUGCCACCUUGACAAACUAAUUCCAUUACCCUUUUAAAAACAAAACUUCAUAUGAACAUACAUCCCAAACUUCUUACCUUUUGAGAUACAGGGAGAUAAAGAUUUCAAAAAUAAAAUGCAUUGACAUUAAAUUAGAAAACACCCUACAUAUUAUAAUUAUAAAUUAUAACUUCAAUACCAUACUUACACCAUGGUCGAGCAAAAUGGGGCGGAGCACCAUCCUGUUGAAACCAAAUCUGCCAGUCAGGCUGAUUUAAAUUUUGAAUUUUGAUAUUAUUUUAUCGAAGAGAAAUUUUGAAAAAUGGCGUCCUAUUUAAAAAGGGAAUUUGGCAAGGGGAUUAAAUUUUGAACCGCCCUAUAUAUUUUUGUUUACUGCAAUAAAAUGCGCAAUAAAAAAUUAUGACGGGCAGCAGCGAGCAUUUUCUUAAAAUCCAUUAUACAGUCGAAACUCGAUACAGCGAAAUUGAAGGGACUGCUUUUUUUUCGUUAAAAGAGUUAUCGGCACUUAAAAAUAACAAUACGCAUAUACCGUCUGCAAUAUUUAAUUAUUUUAUAUACAUAUUUUAAUAUCUACUUAAGAACAUUUUAUAUAAAUAUUUAACAACUACAUUUAAUGUUUCAAAUAAUCGGUCUCUUUUGUUUAAUUUUUUUUAGUAUGCCAAUACGCAUCUCAUACUUUGGCUUGUAUUUUCACCAUUUCUUCGAGGGGGGCAUCUUCCCCAUGAUACAUUAAAAAUUUCUCUAGCAGCUUAACUGAAUAUUGUUGAAUGAUUAACUUCUUGAUCUUCUUGUUCCUCUUGGUGCUCCUCUCACCUUUUCUUGCUUGUUGUAAUAUGGCUUCCUCUGUCAAGUCUGCUAUUGUACGCAAUUCCUGAUCUAUCACCAUAAACUCUUGCAACUCCUCACUUAUAAACCUAAUUGUUGUUUGAAACUGUUUUAUCCACUCGCUUAGUGGCUGAUCAUAUUCCAAGUCCUGUUCUCAUUCUGUCUCGGUAAUUGUUUCUGCUGUCACCUCUUUCCAAGCUUUACUAAUAAAGUCGACUGCAUCUAGCAUAUUAAUCAUCUCCAUUAAAAUGUUUUUCCUGUAUUGGCUCUUAAGACUUUUUCGAUCGGCUGUAAUACACUUAUUGUUUUGGCUAGAAGAAAUGCCAAUUCAAUAUUCCGUAGAUUUGGAAUAUGGGGAUGCGCAGGGCAGUUAUCCAAAAGAAUAAUAUUUUCCUCCCAUUUAAUUCUGCAUUUAAGUGGCCAGAAAAUACUUAAUGUGCUUAAAACAUCGUGGGUUAGUUAAUUUUCCAAUUACGACUAGAAUUCUUUUUUCCCUGAAACUCAUAUUGGCAGCUACUAACACUGUUAUACGUUCUUUAGACAGUUUUCAACCCACACACUUUUCGCUUCGAAAUUUAAGAGUUUUAUCUGGCGUCAUUUUGUAAAAAAUACCAGCUUCGUAAGCAUUGCUGUUGGAACCACUACAACAUUGACCGAUCCACACCUUCAAAUUUUGACUUUCUUAGUUUUUUACUAGAACUACCUGCCGCUUCAGCCUGAAUGAUUUUUUUUGCACUUCCAAAUCGUGGAUACAGUCACUUUAUAGAGAGUGAGAAAUUCGUUAUACAGAGUGGAUUAAUACAUAGCUUUGUUGGGAGACCUAAUAGUACAACAAAUUUUGUUCGGAAUACAGAGUUUUACGAUCGACAGGGUUUCGCUAUAGGGAGUUUUCACUGUAUUAUUUAAAAGGAUUUUCAUAUUAAUAUCGGGACAACCUGUAUAGAUAAAAUAUGAGAUAAUCCGAUUCAAUAAUAUCAACACUUAAGUUUGAUAUUGGUAUGCUUUCCUAUGCGCUUACGAUAGGCCACCAUGUAUAUAAAUAAGCAUACAUUGUUUGAAAAUACAUUUUGAUAUACAACGUUAAGGCUUUUUAUUUACUAAUAAUAAAACAAGUGUAUUUACUAAAUAAAAGUUUGAAAGUAUUUUUGAUAACAUUUAGACCGUGUGUAAAGUUUUCUAUAAGGUUAAGUUGUAGUCGAGCAGUUUGGAACACAAAAUCACGCGAGUGUAUAGAUAAGCAGAAUUUCAUAUUUCAAGAUAAUUUUUGAACAUGAUCUCAAAGCGAUUUUUUCUUUUAUAUGUGUAAGCAAAUUUUCAA